AUGCCCAGGCGCCAUCGCAUCACUGCUCGACAAUCGAUCACUGCUCAACAAUCGCACUCUGUGUAUCGACGAUCCAGAAAGCUCUACUGGGACUAUCAAUUUGGUAAAUUGGCCUUUCCAGAAGAUGGUGAUUUUGGACAAGCACGAAGCAGGUUUAUUGUCUUCCAAUCAGAGGCAGCAAGCCUGUUGAGGCUGUCGCAGACUUUGUCCGGGAACACAUCCCUCAUUCCUGCUCGCUACUUGACCAGGCAUCUUGUCCCUCUGGUCAUUGGUGCACUAGCACACUCGGCCAAAUCCGCCUUAGAUGUCAUGUUGCUAAUGCGAGAUCUCACAACGUUUCGCUUGCACAUGCGAUGUGAUUGCCUUUUCUACCUCCGCAAAGUCUACAAGACGACUAUCGAAACGGAGCCAACUGUUCGGCGAAUGUUCGACCAAGAGAUUGAAUCAGCUGCUGAGAUCGGGCGCUGGCCAAAUAAAAUGCCAAGUAAUGUCCUUGUCGCCCUGUUGAAUCAUAGCAACCUCCAUACCUGUCAAGACAUUAUUGACUCGGUCUUUGCUCGUUACGAUCCAGUGCCUUUGGUGCUACGCCUCGCAAUGAUGGACCAUUAUACAUAUCAUCAGCAGCCCAAGCAGGCCUUGGAUAUUCUCGCACGCCUGUCACCCGAGGAGUUGAAAGCAGCCACGCCAGACUUGCAUCGCCGAUUUUACAAUUUACUCAAGAUUGACACUGUCGAGAGCUCAUCCACUGGGCUGAAUUUCCAGAUUCUGCCCGCGUUGGUGGCGACUGGUAUUCCACUAGACGAUGCUUUGCACAAUGUCGUUCUAGAGCGCGCGGUCGCCUUGGGCCUGCCAGAUGUCGCGUGGGAAGUUUUCCGAUUUAUGGAAGGCAAUCACAUCACGGUGGAUGCUAGAAGACAUCUGGUACUUUUACGAAGCUGUUUCCAGCGCGGUGAUCUCGAAGGCCUCAAUCGGAUCAUGUCCAGUAUCCACCGGAGUCCCGACCUUGUGAAGGAUCCGUUUCUCGUCUCCUAUACCAUGAAUAUCGUCAGAUAUGUCUGUUACUUCGAACGAAAACUUCCAAUGACAGAGUCAUUGGCGCACAUAUUGGCAGUUUAUGACCGAGUUUACGACCGAGGUCCGUUGGUUAAGCUGGCUAUUGUUGAUCCCUUACCUCCAAGCGAGACAAGGCUGACGACAACAAUCCCAGAUGGAAUCCAAUUGGCUUUCACGCUUUGGACUUAUAUCCUAGUACAGCAUUCAGACCACCGAGUGUCACAUCUCUGGCUUCAAUUCGUCCACUUGGUCAACAUGGGGGAUCCGGAAAUGUGCGCUGUGGCUGCUCAUGAUGUCCUAUACAAUGGUCUCAUCACCUAUUGGGGUCGCAACCCGGAGACCUUGAUCAACGCGGUGGAAACGCUGGAAGAGAUGGAACGAUUGAAUUUGUGCGAACCUACGGAACUGACCUGGGUUUUGCUUGUUUCUGCAUUCACGAGACAUGGGCAGCAAACCGCGGCCGAGAAUAUCAGGCAGAUGAUGAAAGUGAGGGGAGUCGAUCCUCAAAUGUCACAGUGGAGGUUUCUCCUCGAUCACAAUCCAGGGUCAGAGCUCGCGUCUCGCAUUGAGGCAGAUUUUGAUGCGAAAGGAAUUCCCUCUGGUCUCCCUACGACCGAGUCUCCCCAUAACCAUGGACAGGCCACGGGGGACUAG
This is a messenger RNA of Exophiala bonariae, 1707 nucleotides long. RefSeq lists its product as uncharacterized. NCBI's taxonomy places the organism in Eukaryota, Fungi, Ascomycota, Eurotiomycetes, Chaetothyriales, Herpotrichiellaceae. The record is from RefSeq and is a predicted model, not a curated record. The coding region runs from base 1 to 1707 and encodes 568 amino acids. The transcript has a single exon. Gene Ontology annotation, molecular function: protein binding.